GCGGCUCCCCCCUCUCAAUUAGCUGAGCUUUGGGGACUUCAGGGCAAAGCCGCCGCUGAGGGAAGAAGUUCAAGGCGGCUCCUCAGUCAGUCAGUUCGCGCCUCCCUCCUCCCGCGCAGCCAGUUCAGCAAGCCAAGUCUUCCCCUCAGCCGCUUCCCGCCAGUCCCGCAGUCGGCUUUUUUUUUUUUUUUUUGCCUCGCUCGCCUUUCUUUUCCCUCACACCCGCGCGCUCUCUCUCUCUGUCUCUCUGUGUCUCCUCAACUUCGCUGUCCGCCGGACCCGAAGGCGACCCUGGAGACCAACCUCGCGUUGUCGCUUUUGCCCGCUCCCGCAGGGCUGGAGCCGGGGAGUUGCGUGCCCAACCCGGACCCCGCGUCGCCGAAAGGGCUGGGCUCGGCCGCCUGGUGCCUUCAGCCGGACCCGGGCAGGGGCCAGAGCGCUUGGAGCAAGUGCAGCGCGGGCGCCGGAGGAGGAGGCGGCGGCGGCAGUAGCGGCAGCGAGUGGUUCCCGGCGCCCAGGCGGAAAGUUUGCGGCGACGCCAUGGGCUCCGACGUGCGCGACCUGAACGCGCUGCUGCCUCCGGCCGUGCCCUCCCUGCCGGGCAACGGCAACUGCCCCAUGCCGGUGAGCGGCGCGGCGCAGUGGGCGCCUGUGCUGGACUUCCCGCCCGGAGCGUCGUACGGCUCGCUGGCGCCGCACUCGGCCUUCAUCAAGCAGGAGCCCAGCUGGAGCGCCACCGAGGCUCACGAGGAGCAGUGCCUGAGCGCCUUCACGGUGCACUUCUCCGGCCAGUUCACCGGCACCGCCGGAGCCUGCCGCUACGGUCCUUUCGCUCCGCCGCCGCCGCCGCCGCCCAGCCAAGCGCCCGCCAGCCAGGCCAGGAUGUUUCCCAGCGGCCCUUACCUGCCCAACUGCCUGGAGAGCCAGCAAGCCAUCCGCAACCAAGGUUACGGCACGGUGGCGUUUGAUGGAACUCCAAGUUAUGGCCACACCCCCUCUCACCACGCAGCGCAGUUUACAAACCAUUCCUUCAAGCACGAGGAUCCCAUCGUCCAGCAGACGUCUCUAGGUGACCAGCAAUAUUCGGUGCCUCCUCCUGUUUAUGGCUGCCACACCCCGACGGACAGUUGCACGGGCAGCCAGGCUUUGCUCCUGAGGACCCCAUACAACAGUGACAAUUUAUACCAAAUGACCUCACAGCUUGAAUGCAUGACAUGGAAUCAAAUGAACUUGGGAUCUCAACUUAAGGGCCAUGCAACAGGAUAUGAAAGUGAUAACCAUGCAGGCCCUAUGUUAUACAGCUGUGGGGCCCAGUAUAGAAUACACACCCAUGGAGUCUUUAGAGGAAUACAGGAUGUGAGACGAGUACCUGGAGUAGCUCCUAUGAUUGUUAGAUCAGCAGGUGACACAAAUGAGAAAAGACCUUUCAUGUGUGAAUACCCUGGCUGCAAUAAACGAUAUUUCAAACUGUCUCAUCUGCAGAUGCAUGGAAGAAAGCACACAGGUGAAAAACCGUAUCAGUGUGACUUUAAGGACUGUGAACGAAGAUUUUCUCGCUCAGAUCAACUCAAACGACACCAAAGACGACAUACAGGUGUGAAACCCUUCCAGUGUAAAACCUGUCAGAGAAAGUUCUCCAGAUCUGACCACCUGAAGACUCACACCAGGACUCAUACAGGUAAAACAAGUGAAAAGCCUUUCAGUUGUCGGUGGCCCAGCUGUCAAAAAAAAUUUGCUCGGUCUGAUGAAUUGGUCCGUCAUCAUAAUAUGCACAACAGGAACAUGACUAAACUUCAACUUACGCUUUAGAUGUUUCACACUGUCUGUACAAACCAGAUGGACCCUAUGAACUACUGCAAACAUUUCAAACAUUGUCUGUUGAAUCUUUAGGAAAUCUCAGAUGCCUUCAUAAUGCGGUUGAGACAAGUUAACUAAACUGUAGGAUAAUGUUCAGUAUAGGCCUCUGCUUGGAAUUUUGAACCUUCCUAUUCCAAAACCUCGAUUUGUAACAUUAUUAUAUAAUUACAAGUUGACUAUGUUAUACUUUAAAUAUUACGAUAGACUUUAGCUAUGUAUAUUUGUUCUUUCCUUAAAAGGUUUUGUACUUUUUAUUUCUUACUUGAAAUUUGCAAGUGCAAGCUAGUGCUUUGUCAUGCUCAUAUAUAAAUGAUUGGUAUGUUUGAAAGUC
Molecule: messenger RNA, 2188 nt
Organism: Podarcis raffonei (Aeolian wall lizard)
Lineage: Eukaryota; Metazoa; Chordata; Lepidosauria; Squamata; Lacertidae
Gene: WT1
Product: WT1 transcription factor
Exons: 9
Coding region: 541-1809 (422 amino acids)
Biological process (GO): regulation of transcription by RNA polymerase II
Cellular component (GO): nucleus
Molecular function (GO): RNA polymerase II cis-regulatory region sequence-specific DNA binding; DNA-binding transcription factor activity, RNA polymerase II-specific
Source: RefSeq, a predicted model, not a curated record